AUCUAAGUAGCUUUGAGAAGAUCAUAAAAAACAUUAAUUGCAAAAAAUAUCCUUUUCAGCGUUUUUAAGAUGGCUGAAGCAGUUGUGGACCACGAUGAGCACGUUACAGAUUUCGAGGAUAUAGUAGCCAGACUCACUGAUGCUUUUCCAAAAUUAAGUGUCGGGGUAAUACGGAAGGUUGCGGCUAGUUGCCGUAGGGACACUGUUCAGAUGGUCAUUCAGUUGUCAGGUAAGGUAUACGAGAUUACUGGUUGUUCGUCAUAUUCUCUCAGGGACGUGAUAGGUGACUCAAAAUGCAGCUAAUUUCAUCCUAUUGCAUAUGUUUGGGCGACAGAAAAAAAUAGAUUUUUUAGUUUUUGUGAUUUUCUCCCGAAUCUGGGCUGAAUCUAAAUAACAAAAAGUUAUACUGUGACAUUAGAAGUCCUACACCCAAAAAAAAUAAUUUCUUCAACUUGAUUUGGCAAUGAGGUAGUUUUUAUUUCCUCUGAGUGUACCAGAAUAUAGUUUAUACUAGUUCAUUAUUUCGUAGAAAAGACAGCAAUAAACGAUAUUAAUAAAAGGCGAAAUGAAUGUUAUUCACCCCACUUUAUAAGGAAUUGAAUAAUUAAAACAUUCUUGGAAAACUAAAUAGGGGUGCAUAAAAGAACUUUGCUCGUAUUUAUAUCAUGUAUUGCUUGUCUCAAUGCAAAACAUUGAUAACUUUUAAGCUCGCAAAACAUAUUUAGUUUAAGUUUAGGCAAUAUUAGAAAAAUGUUGAUGAAACCAAAUUUAUAACCUUUGAAAUUUUAAGCAAUUGAGGUCGAUGAGCAGCGCAAAGCGGAAGUUGAAGAAUCAAGAGCACUUAUGCCUGAAACAGAACAAGCUUCAACUUCAGGAGUAGGACAUCAAAAACGGGGUACUUCGAUAAAGUCGCAAGUGAAGAAAUACACCAGCGGUUUCAACAUAGAGGAGUUCUUGGCAAUGUUUCCGAAUCCAGAAGAGACAUUCCGCAAUCCGGAGCGAGGGGAAGACGUUCUUGAUUUGACAACCGCAGAUUAUGUUGAACGUUUCUUCAUGAAUAAGUACCCAUCCAUCUACAAGAGCCACAUCUCGUUUUUGCUGUAUCAGGGAUCUAAGAGGCAACCAAAGUGCAAAAGUCUACUUAAGGUGGAUGAAGAGUUGCAGCAGGCAGAGCAAACAGGUGAGCAAGUUAUGAAGUGCCGUCGAAAACCAACAACUAUGAGGGUUGAUCCAGGCGAAGACAUUCGACUUUUACAAGAGCUUGCUUACUUGGAGCACCGAACUGAUAUUUUAGAUUGUAAGCUGAAGAAACAACAGGAAGAAGCGGAUAGGAGAAAAAUUGCAAAAGAAAACGGUCUUUCAGUUUCGUGUCAAUGCUGCUUCGCGGACGACCUAUUCCCGGAAGAAGUGUAUUCGUGUACCAACGAUUGCUGUUUUUGUGCGGAAUGCAUCAGAAAGAGCUGCGAAUUGAAACUUGGUGAGGGAGACAUUCAGUUUCCGUGUUUGGCGGACUGUGGGGCGCAAUUUGCGUGGAAAACGCUGCAGGCGGCGCUUCCACCUACACUAUUGUCGAAACUAUCACAGCGUUACACGGAAUCUGAGAUUCGGGCGGCAGGACUUAAAGUUGACAGCUGUCCAUUCUGUAAUUUCCCCAACACCAUCGAUGAGGAAUAUACGUUGUUUCAGUGUUUAAACCCCAAAUGCUUGAAGGAGACAUGCAGGUUAUGCAAAGAGCUCAACCACCUUCCGUUGCGAUGCGAUGAGGUUGAGAAGGACGAAGAUGUCAAGGCACGCGUCCACGUUGAAAAUAAGAUGACCGAAGCAAUAUUGAGAACAUGCCACAGAUGUCAGAGAAAGUUUGUCAAGGAGGAGGACGGCUGCAACAAGAUAACGUGCAUAUGUGGUGCGGUGUCAUGUUAUGUCUGCAAUAAGCCAGUGACAGGGUAUGAUCACUUCAAUGGACUUGGAGGCAGUCAGUAUGAGAAGUGCCCGCUGUAUGUCGACAUGCUGGCAUUGCAACAACGUGAACUUACUGCGGCAGCUGAUGAAGCGAAGAAGCAAGUUGGUCCCAACAGGUUGAAGUCUGAUCCGUCAAUUGAUCUUGACAAAUACUUUGAACAUAAACGACAGACUACCGCGCAACCAAGAUGGAUGCAGGUACUGCAAGCAGUAAAUCAUCCCAUAGAGCCCCAAAGAGAACCAAAUGAGAUUCUCAAUGUACAGGAACCAAUACCACCUCCAAAUCCAAGAGAACCCGAGGUACCAAGACAACGACGAAUGAUGUUACCUGCUCAACAACAGCGGGAUGAGCCUAGGGUUGCUCGCGAAUACUUGGAGGUACUACCAGUUCUAAACAUGAGAAUACCUCGCCCGGCAAGGCCACCUCCAAAUCCAAGAGAACCCGAGGUACCAAGACAACGACGAGUGAUGUUACCUGCUCAACAACAGCGGGACGAGCCUAGGGUUGCUCGAGAAAACUUGGAGGCACCACCAGUUCCAAACAUGAGAAUACCUCGCCGGGCAAGGCCACCUCCAAAUCCAAGAGAACCCGAGGUACCAAGACAACCAUGAAUGAUGUUACCUGCUCAACAACAGCGGGACGAGCCUAGGGUUGCUCGAGAAAACUUGGAGGCACCACCAGUUCCAAACAUGAGAAUACCUCGCCGGGCAACGCGACAUACAAAUCAAGAUCAACCACAAGCGCCAUGACGUGUUCGUCAAUACCAGGGGGCACAGAUACCUGUUCGACGAGGGGGAUCAACUGCUGAGAAGUCGACUAAGACUAAGAACUGAAGAAGAAUACUGACUGGAGUUUGCCUGCUUUCCAGUUUCCUGUUUUAUCUACGUGUCAGUGAUUUUAAUUCUUAACAAAGCCUUACAUUAUUUCUAAUUAAGUAAUGAUGUAAUUUUAUUAUAAUAUUUAAAUAUGCAAUAUUUUAGCUUAUUUUCUUUGGUUAGUACUACUUUUAUAUGCUGUAUUCUAUUGUCGUACUUCAAAGUUUCGUAUUAACGUCACUUUUUAAAGUCUAUGUGUGAUUUUUUUGUACUAUUUGAUCGAAUACAUUAUUUACAUUUAAA
Messenger RNA from Acanthoscelides obtectus, 3078 nucleotides. The record is from the annotation of a GenBank genome assembly. NCBI's taxonomy places the organism in Eukaryota, Metazoa, Arthropoda, Insecta, Coleoptera, Chrysomelidae.